UCAUUUUAUUAUUUACAAAAAUAAUUUAAAUCCUUUUUUAUUUUUUCUCCAUCUUCUCUUUCUCAUCGCCGAUUCAAUUCACCGCCGCCACCACCGCCACCACCACCACCACCUCGACCCACUUCCUUUUCUUCGCGACCCGGAUCCGAAACCAUUGGGGUUUUCUGCAGCAAAACUGGGUUCUGUGAUUGAUUCCCUGUUUUCAGUGCAGUGAGAUUCGGAGUUGUCUCAGCUGAAAUCAACUUCGCUUCAGCUCCUAAGAACACGUGGCGAUCUGGGUCUUCUUCAGCACCCCAUUAUCACAGACAUGGAAACGAGGUUAUAUGUGAUAUUGGGAACGAUUUUGGGCUGGUCGUAGGUUCAUUUUUCAAGUGCUCAGCUGUUAGUUAGUGGUUCAGUUCAUACAUGGAAGUUCAAGCAAACAAAGAGGAAGCACUUCAAGCAUUAGAGAUUGCUGAGAGGAGAUUUGCUCAGAGAGACUUUGCAGGUGCGAAAAGCUAUGCUGUGAAGGCUAAAACGCUUUGUCCUGAAGUGGAAGGUAUAUCUCAAAUGGUGGCCACAUUUGAGGUUUACAUUGCUUCUGAGAUCAAACAUAAUGGUGAGCUAGAUUAUUAUGCGAUUCUUGGAUUAAAACCUUCUGCUGAUAAAGAGGCUGUUAAGAGAAGUUACAAGAAGAUGGCAGUAUUGCUUCAUCCUGAUAAGAACAAAUGCGUGGGAGCUGAUGGGGCGUUUAAACUUAUUUCUGAGGCAUGGACUUGGCUUUCAGAUAGUGCUAUGCGUAGUUCUUACGAUCUCAAGAGAAACUCACAGUCAGGUGGGAUUAGUCACUCAAAAUUUUCUUCUGUCCAUGCCACUGGGGCUACAGUUUAUAACAAAAAAUGUUCCAAUUUGUCAACCUCUCGAGGUGGGCUCGACACCUUUUGGACAAUCUGCACCUCCUGUAAGGUUCAGUAUGAGUAUCUGCGAAAGUAUGUGAAUAAGAAACUCUCUUGUAAGAACUGCCGUGGCACUUUUGUUGCUGUUGAAACCGGGGCAGCCCCAGCAAAUGGUUCAUUUCCAUAUUCUCCUUGGUCACAUGUGCCAGGAAAUGGGUAUGGAAGUCAUUCAUUUGAUGGGGUUACAUAUGUUCCAACUAAUGCCACCUAUUUCAAUGGGAAUGGGGUCACCGGAUACCAUUCUGGACAUGGAUAUGAGUAUGCUGCAAAUGUUUCAUUUCAGUGGGGUUCUACUGGACUCAUCCAUCAAAAUGGAUCAACUACGUUACCUGCUGAUUCUGUUUAUCAGGCCAAUGGAAAUGCGAAGAGGGGAAGACCAAAACUCAAAUCAGGAGCUGAUGGAAGGAAUCACGUCACAGAGACUGUGGUCAACACAAAUCCCGAUGCAUCAUUCUCCUGUAAUGAACCACAGGAAGUUAAACCAAGUAGACCUGACAAGAAACGGAAAGUUGUGGGAGCCAAUUGCAGAAAUGGCUAUGAAGAAAAAGGGUCUCAAGGUGCUUCAGAGGCAAUAGUGUCUAAUGGAAAUAAUAGCGUCGGACUUAGCCAGAAGCUUUCCUGCACAAAUGACAUUCAUACCAAGCAGUUCUCCAUGGCACCGGCAUUUGACGCGAGAAAGUUAUUGAUUGAGAAGGCCAGGACUGAAAUUAGGAAGAAAUUGGAAGAGAUGAAGUUGUCAUCUGAAGCUGCAACACUAAAAGAGAGAGAAAAAGCUCAAGCUGAAGUUGGUCAAGUCAAAAGAGAGACGUGUAGAAGAGCAGUUCUGAGUGUUCCUGGUCUUGAAUUAGAGCACAGUAAAGCUGGUCCAAUCUCAAUAACUGUCCCAGAUUCUGACUUUCAUGACUUCGAUAAAGAUCGGGCGGAGGAAUGCUUCAGGCCAAAGCAAAUAUGGGCCUUGUAUGAUGAGGAGGAUGGCAUGCCACGAUUAUAUUGUCUGAUCCGUGAGGUUAUAUCUGUUAAUCCAUUUAAGAUUCAUAUCAGUUACUUGAGUUCCAAAACUGAUAGUGAGUUUGGCUCAGUAAAGUGGCUUGAUUCAGGUUUUACUAAAUCCUGUGGAAAUUUCAGGGCUUGGAAUCCUGAUGUUGUUGACCAAGUUAACAUAUUUUCUCAUGUUCUAAGUAAGGAGAAGGCUGGUCGAGGUGGCUGCGUUCGCAUAUACCCCAGAAGUGGUGAUAUUUGGGCUGUUUAUCGAAAUUGGUCACCGGAUUGGAACAGAUCUACUCCGGAUGACGUGAGGCAUCAGUAUGAAAUGGUGGAGGUGCUGGAUGAUUACUCUGAGGAGCUUGGUGUUUGUGUUACUCCCCUUAUAAAGUUAUCUGGAUUUAAAACAGUAUACAAGAGCAAUGCAGACAAAAGUGCCAUAAAAUGGAUACCAAGAAGAGAAAUGUUGCGGUUUUCGCACCAAGUGCCUUCUUGGUUGCUGAAAGGGGAGGCGAGCAAUUUGCCAGAACGGUGUUGGGACCUUGAUCCAGCUGCAACUCCGGAUGAUCUUCUUCAUGCUGCUGCUACAGAAGCAAAUGCAUUGUAGGUUAUAUGCAUUGUUGAAACAAUUAUUGGGGUUGCACUAUAGCAUUUCUUCCCAGUAUUUAGAUUUAACUGUUUCACACUUGGUUAGAAACCAAUGAGACAUUAACCAUGGAUGCUUUAGAGGGUGAAAUUUUAAUUUGUAACAUUUUUCUAGACUUUGAGAUCUAGUGAUUGCCUGUUUAGUAAAGUUUCUUCUUGCCAUAGGAGGAGGUGUAACUCUUGUAACUGUAUUUCUGACCAGUUUUUCUGGUCAAGAAUUGAUUCAAUCAAAGGCUGAAACUGAUUUUAAAA
Molecule: messenger RNA, 2813 nt
Organism: Lotus japonicus
Lineage: Eukaryota; Viridiplantae; Streptophyta; Magnoliopsida; Fabales; Fabaceae
Exons: 2
Coding region: 406-2523 (705 amino acids)
Source: RefSeq, a predicted model, not a curated record